Messenger RNA from Blastomyces gilchristii SLH14081, 304 nucleotides. RefSeq lists its product as uncharacterized. The annotation marks the transcript as partial. NCBI's taxonomy places the organism in Eukaryota, Fungi, Ascomycota, Eurotiomycetes, Onygenales, Ajellomycetaceae. The record is from RefSeq and is a predicted model, not a curated record. The transcript has a single exon.
GGAGGCGUGCGCCUUGUCAGCAGUCAACAUCAACAUACGUCCAGCGCUCGCCCACAACAUCCAUUCCCCAUUCCCCCAUUCCCCCGCUACCACACUUCACCUCACAGACCCAGACCCAGACUCUACGUCUUCCUCUCUAAUAUCAGUAUCUGUAACUAUGCCAUACGGUAUGCGUACGUCGAGCAUGAAGUAGCUGACGCAGUAGGGGAAAAAAACACAUCGGCGGUUAUCCAUCGAACCACGGCCCCCACCCCGGUAGGUACCUUUCUAAAAGCUCUACCUGCGAUCGAUAUAAUAAAGCUAG